AUGUGGAUUCAUGGGCACGCAGGCGAUGCGAAGUCUUUAGCUGCGGUCUGCACUGCAUGGCGCAAUGUGGUGCAGCUGUACCGUUCUCGGUGGCCACAGGACUUCCGCCGGCUCCUGCAGCUGGACGUCGGACACGGCUGGCCAGUCGCUUCAGUGCGGGAAGCUUUGCAGGUUCUGGCUCGAGCAUCCUGGCAGAACAUGCUACACCUCACAGACUUUCCGGCUUUCCGCGACAAUGCUUGGCCGGCCCACGUGACCUCCGUGGCUUUGAAGAUGCCGGUGAAGACCCAGCUGGACAACUAUUUGGACUUCUCCGUGCUGCGCAUGCUGCGGGUGCCCUUUGCCGCCUUCGCCUGGAAGCUGUUGCAUGAUGUGCCGCUCCCGUGGGUCAAGAUGAUGGCUAGCAGGCCAGCUGUUCGUGAGGGGAUGACUUCCUCGCGUGCUGCUUCUGCCGACUCUGAGUCGAAGACGCUCACCGCUGAUCUCCUUUGCGAGAACAAUCUGCGAGGAUCACAGCACCUAUCUUCCCGGGUCGGCCUCGCUGUCACCCCAGGUGGAUUCGUGACUGCCUCCGGUUGUACAGUGAGGAGCCGUGUCGGCGCAGCGAUGAGGGACCUGGCGAAAGCUGUCCCGGGUUUGUGCCUGGUCGGCUGGAGUCAGGGAUGGUCCUCCAGCUUCCGCGAUGGCAGCCAGCUGUGCUUCUUCUGCGAGCGCAUGGAGUCGGGGGAGGAGCGAUGUCCUCAGUGCAAAGAUGCCAGAAGCUGGUCGACCUUGUCUGCCACCUUGAACAUGAGUUUCUCUGCAGAGGUCCAUGGGGAGGCUGUGCAGGUGGAAUUUGCCAUUGAAGCACGGGCCCUUCCGUUCGUCAGCAUCAGCUCGGAUGAUCCGUUCCUGGCAGAGCUCGCCAAGAUCAUUCCCCAGACCGACACGCUAGAGGAGGCUUUUGCGACGGAUGGAGCAGAAACCCUAUCAGAGCUCGAAGAAGAGGAUGAGGAGGCAGUUGAGAUGGACAUUUUUGGAAACGGCAAUUGA
Messenger RNA from Symbiodinium necroappetens, 1032 nucleotides. Lineage: Eukaryota; Dinophyceae; Suessiales; Symbiodiniaceae. The record is from the annotation of a GenBank genome assembly.